This is a messenger RNA of Notolabrus celidotus (New Zealand spotty), 2189 nucleotides long. It is a transcript of the gene frrs1a, whose product is annotated as ferric-chelate reductase 1a. NCBI's taxonomy places the organism in Eukaryota, Metazoa, Chordata, Actinopteri, Labriformes, Labridae. The coding region runs from base 23 to 1789 and encodes 588 amino acids. Gene Ontology annotation, molecular function: oxidoreductase activity, acting on metal ions. The record is from RefSeq and is a predicted model, not a curated record. The transcript has 16 exons.
UGUGGACUCACUGUAGCUGCAGAUGGCUCCUGUGGGCCUGCGAUGCCUUCUCUUGACUGCUGCCCUGGUUUGGCACUGGGUGCCAGCAGGCUGCUAUUCCAACGGCAAGGUCACUUCCGCCUGUUACGGUAUGGAGCCCCAACAUAGAGCCACCGCUCAGACCUCCCCCAGCCCGCACCGCCUCACAGUCAACACCAUCGGGUUCAGUCCAGGAGACCAGAUCCAAGUUGUUCUCUCUGGGAAUCCGGAUUUUGAGGGGUUCCUGCUUCAGGCCAGAGAUGCAGCCUAUCCGGACUCAGUAUACGCGAUAGGAACCUUCAGCCUGACUGAUCCAAAGAGGACUCAGCUGCUCACCUGUAACAACAUCAAGGGUUCAGCGGUGAGCCAUACGAGCUCUGUCAGGCAGAAGGAGGUGGUCGUCACCUGGACGGCUCCCUCAGAUUCUCCGAUGAGGGUUCAGUUCUUUGUAACUGUGGUAUCCAGGUUCAGGGUAUUUUGGGUGAAGGUGCCUGGACCAAUUAUCUAUCAGCAUGGAUUCACUCCCUUCCCAACGCAGCCAGAGACCAUCCCCCCUCCGAACACGCCCUCCAUCCUGCCCGGGCCUUUUACCUCAGAGGGAUGUGGCCGAACAAAGACCUGCCUGCAGGAUCCUCCUGGCUGUGACCCCGAUAAAGACUAUGACUGCUUCUUCUUGUCCAUGACUGCAGAGGAACCAACGCAGUCCGUCAUGUUCGAGCUGAGCGGCCCAGACGAUGGAUAUGUGGCCUUCGCUCUGUCUUUGGACACUUGGAUGGGCGAUGACGACGUGUACAUGUGUGUGAAAGAUGGGGACAGAGUAUCAGUGAGUGCUGCCUUCUCCCGUGGACGAGCUCAGCCUGAGGGAAACUCACAGUCGGGUCUCUCCAUGGUUUCAUGGCGGCUGUCACACAAAGCGAUGCAGUGCAGGUUCAGUAGACCGGUCAGUCUGCCAGCACAACGCUUCAACCUGGACGGAGAAUACUAUCUGUUCCUGGCUCAUGGAUUGGCCCUGCGCGGGAGAAUACAAUACCACAGCCGGCAGCCGUUAAUCUCCACUCACAGAAAACUCAUCACUGGACCCCCUGAAGUCCUGAGUGGUUCCCGGGCAUCUAUUCUUAUGAAAAUGCAUGGUGCUCUGAUGGUGGUAGCAUGGAUGCUAACAGGAAGUAUCGGUACUUUCAUUGCCAGCUACUUUAGAUCUGAGUGGCCAAAUCAAUCUAUUCUUGGGGAGAAAGUCUGGUUCCAGCUUCACAGGGGUCUGAUGGUGCUGACUCUGGUUCUGACCGUUGUAGCCUUUAGCCUCCCGUUUGUCUACAGGGGCGGUUGGAGCUCGGAUGCAGGUGCUCAUCCAUACCUAGGCUGCACUGUUCUGACAUUAUCUCUGAUUCAACCAAUAAUAGCUGUACUCAGACCUCCGCCUGACUCAGACAGGAGGUAUAUCUUUAAAUGGGUCCACCUUGGAUUGGGGACGGUGGCAGAGGCUUUGGCAGUGGUUGCCAUAUUCCUGGGGAUGCGUCAGUCGUCACUGCUCCUCCCUCAGGCAGCAUCCUCUGUUCUGUUUGCCUACUCGAUGUGGCUGGUCUGUAACAGGAGCUUGUUCCUGUCUUUGAAGUACCUCCAGCUGACAAACUCAAGGAGGUAUGCUUAUGAACAAAACCGAGAGCAGUUCAGUCAAUGGGUCUCCUUAGUGAGGACUCGGCUCCUGCUGUUCUUUGUCGUGGGAAACGUUGCAUUGCUGGUGGCCUUCUUGUAUUUCCUCUCUCAAGUUUGACAUUAAAAACAUGUAAAAAGUAAUGACUGCAUGUUUUUGGAAAAAUUGGAAAAAACUUGAUGACAAAAUGAUGACUCCAGACAUGUCGCAAUUUUUUUUCCUCAAAGUUAAAAUUUUGCUCACAAAGCAGAAAAACAUGAAAAAGUGAAAACGUAUCUUCUGAGGUUAAAUGGCAGGAAAUUGAAAAAAGGUGUGAACCACACCUGACAGCAUGCUCAGCAGACCACAUGAAUCUUACUACUUUGAAAUGUUUUUGCUCAUAUUCAGGUUUUGCUUCUCUGAACUUUAAGAUUUAAAUGACUAUCAGAAUUUGUAUUUUAAUUAUUUUUUCGUGGUAUUAUUUCUGUGCAGGAGCACUCCCUGCCCUUGUUGUAUGAUUAAAUAAAGAAAUGUCUCUGUA